This is a messenger RNA of Lucilia cuprina (Australian sheep blowfly), 525 nucleotides long. RefSeq lists its product as uncharacterized. NCBI's taxonomy places the organism in Eukaryota, Metazoa, Arthropoda, Insecta, Diptera, Calliphoridae. The transcript is spliced from 2 exons. The record is from RefSeq and is a predicted model, not a curated record. Bases 1 to 525 code for a protein of 174 amino acids.
AUGUCUAGCUGGCGCGCCUUUAAAGUGAUACUAACAUCAUUUCCGCAUGAAUUCAAUGACAAACUAUUGGAUAUUAAAUUUCAAAUACAAAAUUCUUCCAACACUGAAUCAAGCGUCAAUGUACAACUCAAUGUAUUGGAAGAUAUUGAUGACAUUUCAUUAACGUAUGCCCUGGGCAUAGAAGGAAAUCAAGCCAAUAAUUAUACGGUGCUCUUAAAUCGUAAAGUGCACUUUUGUAAAUUUCUCAUGCAACGCACCCUUGACAAUACGUUGCGAACAAUAUACGAAGACAUCUUAAAGCGUGGCACUUUCAUUAAGAUGUGUCCUUUGAAAAAAGGUUCCUAUACACUACGCGAAUAUCGCAUCGAUGAGGAAUUGUUGCCACAAUACGUACCAGAGGCAAAUUUCUAUGUCGAUAUGAAACUGGAAAAGGCAAAUGGUGAUAUGAUACUCAAGGGACGUUUGCAUGGUAAAAUUGAUAAGUCAAAGGGUUUUAAUAAUUUGAAAAUGUUUAGUAUGGGUUAG